AUGGCUUCAAGGUGCCAGAGCCGCCAGACAAGGAAUGGAAGAUCCAACGAUGUCAGCAGGCUCUUCAACCAACAAUGUCGCAGACGCAUCAGAAACUGGCAAGACAUCUCUAGAUGUGAACUGGGUCGAGCCACUUGCCAGUCGAGUAAGAAGGGUCCUGGAACCGCCACGCCCGACCACACCCUGUCCAUGCACCACACGCCGUCCGCCACGGCCGCCACCACCGCCCAGAGCAACACCUCGACCACGAACCACUCCCAGACCUCCUGCUCCACCAACCACUCGAAGUCCUCCUCCUCCACGACCUCCUCCCACGACCACAACUCGACGGCCACCAAGCCCCACUCGAGCUCCCGUGACUCCCAGGCCCAGACCACCUGGCCCAGGGCACAAGAAGCCCUUUAG
Molecule: messenger RNA, 405 nt
Organism: Drosophila bipectinata
Lineage: Eukaryota; Metazoa; Arthropoda; Insecta; Diptera; Drosophilidae
Source: RefSeq, a predicted model, not a curated record